Messenger RNA from Cooperia oncophora, 810 nucleotides. Lineage: Eukaryota; Metazoa; Nematoda; Chromadorea; Rhabditida; Trichostrongylidae. The record is from the annotation of a GenBank genome assembly.
AUGCCACUACAUUUCUAUCGCACAAGUCGUCGCUUGAAGAAUGUGACCUACAUUCGCCAGCAACUGAGACGCACCCUUUCGGUGAACCAGUCUCUGAUUCGUCAGAAGUUUCGGUUCACCGAUGACCAACUAGACUGGAUCACUGAGCUUUUGGGACCCCUGUCGUGGAUGCACUAUUGCAUCCUGACGUCCUCCAGCAGUUUAUUGAAUUUUAACCCGAGGAUGAGCAGUGAUGCCAAGCGAGAUCGAAUGAGUUCGCGAGGACAGGAAAGAUGUCCAGAGAAUGUGAUCGGAGCCGUGGAUGGCACACUGGUCCGUAUUAGGACACCGGCUGUUGACGGACGCUGCAGGUCGAAUCCUGUACGUCAAAACAGUGGGUCGCCAGGAUCAGUGCACGACGCUACCUGUUCUAGCGUAACUCCUCUCCUGCAGCAGUGUUCAACAGAGGUUAUCGCCUUUUUGGCGAUUCGGAGGUACGCCAACGGUAGCGGAAUAAUUACGCCAUUCCGCCCCACUGCCAUUCGAGGUGACGCGAGGAAAACGCGAUAUAACCGUGAACAUUGUCGCAUGCGGGCGAUCGUGGAGAUGACCAUAGGUCGUCUGAAAUCGCGUUUCCCCAUCCUCUCGUCGGAACUGAGGGUGGGGCCUCAACAAGCGUCGAAAAUUGUGCUGGCAUGCGCAGUGUUGCACAACAUUAGCUUGUGCCUUAACGCGUGUGGUAUACGACAGCUUGGAAGGAGGAAGGCCACCAUGGUGCAUCCGCGUGAUGAUGUUGAAGAUGUCCGAGCCUACAUUGGUGAGAGAUUAUAG